This is a messenger RNA of Eimeria mitis, 2031 nucleotides long. Its product is annotated as non-muscle myosin II heavy chain, putative. The transcript is spliced from 2 exons. NCBI's taxonomy places the organism in Eukaryota, Apicomplexa, Conoidasida, Eucoccidiorida, Eimeriidae. The coding region runs from base 1 to 2031 and encodes 676 amino acids. The record is from RefSeq and is a predicted model, not a curated record.
AUGCAGCCUCAACCUUAUCAGCAGACCUUAGGAGGGCCCUGGAAACAGGGAGCAGCUAAUCGUGGUAUCCAUGCUGCAUCAAUUGCGGUGAGGAACCACCCUCAGGAGUUGGCUCUGAUGCAGCAGCUAGUAAGGCUUCAACAAGAGAACGCGAGCCUUAGAGGCUACGCAGAGAGGGUAACCAAAGAGCUUAGAAGUGCUCGUCUGUCCCAAGCUGUGGCAGCUGCCGCUGCUGGAGCAGGUGGUGAUGCUCCUACCCGAGCCUCUGCACUGGCAGCAGAGCUCCAACAGCAGGCAGAAGCGCUGCCACUACCUCCCUGGUGUCUGAACAUGCAGCUCGUUAGCCCACUACUUGCUGCGUACGACGAAAGGAUACUGGAACUUCAAGAGGAAUCAAAGGAAAAGGAAAAGGUAAUUGAAGGAUUCAGCGCGAGAGUGGCAGUAGUAACGAGAGAAAACGAACAGCUAGCAGAAGAGCUUCGCAGCAAGACAGCACGCCUCCAGCAACUCUUUGAGGCAGAGGCUGGAGGCUCUUUAGGCGGAAAUGGAGGAGGAAAAACGUACAACUCUCUCUUGCAGGAAAGAAAUGAGUUGGAAGAGCUCUAUACCUUGACGUCUGAACAAAGCGAGAGCGAAUCUGCGCUGGAGGAGAUGAGGGUGGCGAUCGCGGAGACGGAGAGGCGGGCUGCUGCAGUUGCUGCAAAGGAAGAGUCACUGACUAAGCAGGAGGACACAGUAGCAAAACAGGCCCUGCAGUUGCAGGAGGUCCUGGAGCAGAAGAAGGAGCUGUCCAGGAAACUUGCUUUGGCAGAAAAGGAAGCGGAAAGGCUUUCUGCUACACUGGCAGACGCGGUGAAACAACAGGAACUCCUGCAAAAAGAGCUGGAGAGAGAACGCUCUGGAGCUGAGGCAGCUGCCACGCUACAAAAAGAGCUUGAUGCUUUGAAACAACAAACGGAAACAGCAGUCAGGGAGACAGCUGCUGCAAAGGAGGUGGCGGACUAUUUGGAACAAAGACUCUCAGCUCAAGCACGAGAGACUGAAGAAGCGCGGAAGCAGGCAGAGACCACCACGCAACAGCUCCAUGCUGCAGUAGUUGAGAAAGAGAGAGCAGUUGCAAGCGCAGCGCUGCUGCAGCACCAUCUUGACCAGCUAAGGGGGCAGCAUGAGGCGGAGAUACAAAUUUUACGGACUGCGCAGGGCGACACUUUGGAGAAGAGAGCGUUGCAGGCCGAAGAGCUAUCAGAAAAGCUGAGGCUGCAGCUAGAGGCGCUGCAACGAGCACACGGAGAGGCAGUGGUCAAGCUGGAGACUGCAGAAAGGAGAGCUGCCGCAGCAAGCGCAGAUGCUACACAGGCAAGGAAUGAGCUUGCUUCGUCGGCAAAGCAUCACCGGACUGUACAGCAGCACCAGCAACAAGCGCAAGCAGCAGCAGAAGCUGAAGUUGCAAGGUUGAAGGAAUCGUUAAAUUCACAAAGCAAGGACGCUGCAUCAAAGGCAGCAGCAUUGGCGGCUUCCAAAAGGCAGCUGGAGGACAGCCUUGCAGCAGCAGAAACCGGCCGUCUUGCGUUACAACAGGAGCAUGCUCUCCUGCAGCAGAAGUGUGAUCAACUUCAAGAGGCCUGUAACGCCCAACAGCAGCAGUUAGCUGAUGCUGCAGCACGGCUAGCAGCAACAGAGGCCGAGAGGGACGCGGCUAAACGCAGGGCUGAGAGGGAGACUGCAGACGCCAAAAGGCGAUUUGAGAGUCUGACUGCUUUGGCAGAAGCAAAGGCGGCGAGAAUACAGGAAGCUGCAGACAGACGGCAGACAGCGGCAGCGCAGAGACUGAUGGAGGAACAACAGCGGCAAGAACGAAUGAGAAGAGAGUCUGAGGACCAAAGGCAACGCCUUCAGCAGCAGCUUGCAAAGGCUGUUGCAGCAAAUGCAGCAUUAAGACAGAAAGUAAAUGAACUUUUGAAUGGCCUUGACAAGGCACUUCUCCCAGAAACACUACUAGAUGAGGAAGUGGAGUCAGAGAUGUCUCCAUAG